AUGGGCGCCCCCGCUUUCCACAAGUCCCUCGACUGCACCCGUUGGGGCAACCAGAACCCCUCGGCCGCGGCCCACGACUUCUUCUUGAAGGCCUGCGACACGCUCAAGGCCCAGAAGAAUGGCGGAACCGACGUUAACAACAUUGCCUAUGUCACCCAGUACAAGGAGGGAUCAAACACCUGGACCAUGAAGGGUGCCGACUACAACAAGCAGUACUCGAACUGUCGCCUUGCCGUCGACACCAUCAUCAACCAGUGCAUGGGCAACUACCAGUGGUUCCACGGUGGCAGGUACGGCACCGGCCCCGACAUGUUCGAGAUCUCGAAGAACUAA
Messenger RNA from Apiotrichum porosum, 333 nucleotides. RefSeq lists its product as uncharacterized. Bases 1 to 333 code for a protein of 110 amino acids. The record is from RefSeq and is a predicted model, not a curated record. NCBI's taxonomy places the organism in Eukaryota, Fungi, Basidiomycota, Tremellomycetes, Trichosporonales, Trichosporonaceae. The transcript has a single exon.